AUGGCCGACCACCUCAUUGACUUCACCCCAGCCAAUGUUGCCACAGUUGACUGCGAGCGCCUCGGCUGUACUUGGACUGGUCCUCAGACCCAGUGCUCUAUUAUUAAUGGCAGGGACCCUGAGACAGGAGCGCCUACCAAAAAGGUGUGCUGUCCCGGAUGCACAGACCACUAUCAGGCGCGCAAAACCGGUGAAAAGCGCAGGGCUGCACAGGAGCAGGAGCGUCACGGGGCGCCAUCGUUGGAGUUUACAACGCCAGCCUCUGCCGGACCAAAGCUCAUAUCUGACAAGGCAUUGAGUAAAGCUCUAGCUGCGGCAAAACGUGGUCAUGCUACCCUCCCCACUCGACGCAUAUCAGGUGCUCCGGCGAACUCUAGCAGUUCAAGUCGGGCCGGCUCUAUGGCUCCACCGCCCGUACCUGUGAAGUCCUUUGGCUAUAAGCAGGAUGUACAUUCGAAGUACUUCCAUAACCGGGACAGGGUUCUAGAGAAAACAACGAGUAUGAACUCUGGAGGAGGCGGCCGGCUGGUAGAUAUAGCUAUAAGUCUGCAGACCGUAGGAGAGUCUGGCAAAGGGGGCACCAAUCUUAUUGGGAAUUCGGAUUAUAACAUCUUGGUUUCGGAGAACAUCACAAAAUACGAUCUCCACAACAGUCUAUGGGAGACACUUGAGGAGGACUGGGUCAAUUGGUCGCUGGGAUUUCCCCUAAAACAGCACGAGACAACGCUCUGCAAAUAUAAGAAACUUUUGGUCUACAAGUUCAGUUACGGUCCCCGCAUUGGAAGUGAAUUAGCCAUUCGAGAUCUACUUUACCGGACGAACGCAAAAAGCUUAGGCCACCCAGUCUUCAACUCCAAUGUCAAGCCCAGACUUUACCUGCUUGUUGAACGUGAAAAGUAUAUGGCCGCUCUUGAAUACAGAGAACGCGUGGAGGCAGAUCUGCCUGUCGGAGAUGAUGAGAUUCAGGGGUAUGAUGGCGGCAACAUCAACAGCGACGGUGAUGGUGAGUUUCACCGACCAGAGGAUGUGGAAUAUGAUUCUGGUUCCGAAUUUCAGAACGAGGUUGUUCGCCCCGUCAAUCAUGCUGGACGUGCUAUUGCCAAACGGAAAGUACCAGAGCCUGAGGGAACAGACUCAGAGACCCUGGAUAUUGCAAACCAGAGCGAUGCUCCUAGCACCAAGCGUGCUCGUACACAUGGGCAGACGACUCGGAGACACCAUAAGCCCCGCUCGACUCCUGCUGCUAGCUCUACCCAGCAGACAUCUCUCUCGGAUCCCAUUGUCGUGGAUGCAAACGACUCCGCCGACUCCGCCGGAACUGACGAUACCGACACCCUUUUUCCGUUACAAGUCUCGAGUCAUCCCAUUCCGAAAACGUCCCGCUUCCAAGUGCCAAACCCCGAUCUGCUACGCAAGGCUCUCGUUAUGCAGAAAGAUCUUGAUUCUCAGGCCGUUCAGCCCCUAGACCACGGUGACGCUAACUUCACCGUGCUUCUUCUGGAGAUCCCGGAACAUUCAUUCAACGAGCUCCUUGAACGGCCUGGUAUGCGCUUACACUGGGAUCCUGCUGUGGCGCCCCAAGCUAGUAUUUCCGUCUGGACGCGUUCCAAGGACAUGCUUGGUGCCGCUGGUAGCUUCAAGACGUGUCAUCGUGCUGCCUUAUACCCAAUUCGUCUAUCUCAAUCGCAACAACCACUUUCAUACGACCUUUCUCUAGUUACUUGGGUCGCCAAACGCUGCUUUCACCGUCCCGAACGGCGCUCGAACGAUGAGGAACUACCGAAACGUCAACGUUACCCGCACGUUCAGGAGCUGGGGUUGAUGUUACGCGAGGCCAAUUGUCUGUACUGGGGUGGAGUUCUGAUGAGCCUGGUGUACUCCUUUGUGGAUUCAGUGUUGGAGGAGGCAAACGAGAAGAAGGAGCUCGCCGACUUUGACGAAGUUCCUCGACUCAAGUUUGUUCGCUCUAUCCUGGCCGUUCCCGAAGACAAGGCCAAUCAAGUCUUCCUGCUUGAGGAGAGGAUCAAUGGGCCGUUCGUCAAGUAUAUCAGUAACGCUUCAGCAACCGCAUGCGAGCCGUUCGGUUACACGAAGAAGUCUAAGGCUAGGCGGACGGAGAACUGGAUACGUGCCCAGUUUCUGUGUUUUGCCCAACAUGUGCAGUAUGUUUUCACAGGGAAGUCUAUCAUUCUAACUGACUUACAAGGAGGGGGAGACUUAUUGACGGAUCCCCAAGUCCUCACAUCCGCCAGCGCAUAUGCACAGAACUUCGGUGCAGGAAAUUUGACACAUGCGUUCGACGCAUUCCCGUCACAGCACAUCUGCAAUGGAUUUUGUCGCUACUUUGAUCUGGAGAUACUCGAAGCCACGACUGAGACGGAAGACCCUGGAGAGAGGAACGAGAAGUAUGAAGAGAAUCGUGACCAUGAUGGUGGUGAGGAGGGUGGCAGUAACCGUGAUGAGGGGUUGGAGAACGAGCGUGGGGAGGAGCAUGGGGAGGAGCAUGGGGAGGAGCAUGGGGAGCUUGAAGCGAAGACGGGUGGGAAGGCCGGUGAGGAGGCUGAGGAUGGGGUGGAUGAAUUGGAUAGGUCUGAAGAUGAGUCUAGCGCUGAACUAGGGAAGCAGCUGAAGGGAAUAACGAUGGAUGUGGCGAGGGAUGAAGGCGGGUCUGGGAGUAGAGGUGUGGCGGGGAAUGGGAAUGGGAAUGUGGCGGAGAAUAUGGCGGAGGACGAGGGUAGUGCAGAAAGUGGCGCCGCAGAAACAAUUGGGCUAGAUAAUAAGAGGUCUGGACCAGGGAAGGGAAGAGGAAGAGGAAGGGGUCGCAAGCAGGGGUGUGUGACGAAGGACAAGAAGGCUGGUAGUGCGAAGGAGAGCUUCAAGAAAAAACAGCUCUUCAUCGAGGACUGA
Messenger RNA from Stereum hirsutum FP-91666 SS1, 2907 nucleotides. RefSeq lists its product as uncharacterized. Gene Ontology annotation, molecular function: protein serine/threonine kinase activity; ATP binding. The transcript is spliced from 11 exons. The record is from RefSeq and is a predicted model, not a curated record. Bases 1 to 2907 code for a protein of 968 amino acids. Lineage: Eukaryota; Fungi; Basidiomycota; Agaricomycetes; Russulales; Stereaceae. Gene Ontology annotation, biological process: protein phosphorylation.